Molecule: messenger RNA, 868 nt
Organism: Salvia splendens (bonfire salvia)
Lineage: Eukaryota; Viridiplantae; Streptophyta; Magnoliopsida; Lamiales; Lamiaceae
Exons: 7
Coding region: 66-734 (222 amino acids)
Biological process (GO): protein ubiquitination
Cellular component (GO): membrane
Molecular function (GO): ubiquitin-protein transferase activity; zinc ion binding
Source: RefSeq, a predicted model, not a curated record
UCGAGAGAAAAACAGAGUUGUGAUCAAAUUGAAUUAGAAAUUUCGUUAUUUUUGAGGGGAAAGAGAUGAGCGAAAUCGUGUUAUUGAUAGAUGAUUUGAGAUCAUCAUCAUCAUCGUCUCCUUCUUCUUCUUCUUCAGCAGCAUCCAAAAUUUGCAGAAUUUGCCACGAAGAAGAAUUUGAGAGCUGCCAAACUCUCGAGACUCCUUGUGCUUGCUCUGGCUCUGUAAAGUUCGCACACAGAGAUUGCGUGCAGAGAUGGUGCGAUGAAAAGGGAAACACAACUUGUGAAAUUUGUUUACAGAAAUUUGAACCGGGUUACACAUCUCCACCCAAAAAAGUACAGCUAAUUGAUGCAACUGUGACAAUAAGGGUGAGUUUGGAAGUGCCAAGAAACGAGCAAGAAGAUGAAAAUGAAACAGAGUGUGAAGAUGGAGAUAAUAGAAGCUCUUCAUUUUGCAGAACACUGGCUUUAAUUUUCACAGCUCUGCUUUUAACAAGACACUUGUUUGCUGUUGUAAGUGGAGCAGGCGAUUACCCUUUUUCACUUCUUACGGUGUUUAUAGCCAAGGCAAGUGGUAUAGUAGUUCCCAUGUACAUACUCAUCCGGAUAUUAGCAGCAUUACAGACCAACAUUAGGCAUCAUUAUCAGAAUGCAGAUACUGAUUCAAACUCCGAUGAUGAUGAUGAUGAAAAUGAAGAGCAGCGGCAUAGUAGCAUCCACACACAAGUUUGACCUAUUCUUCUACCAUUGUGUAUUCUUCUCUCUUUUCCAUCCUUCUUCUAUGUAUACAGAUGAAGAUAUAAAAAAGCCUUACAGAAACAUAAUGAAAAUGGUUGAUUUUUUUGCUGAAUAAUAUUGAAAUGUGA